Molecule: messenger RNA, 1021 nt
Organism: Saccostrea cuccullata (small rock oyster)
Lineage: Eukaryota; Metazoa; Mollusca; Bivalvia; Ostreida; Ostreidae
Product: C-type lectin domain family 4 member D-like
Exons: 4
Coding region: 16-534 (172 amino acids)
Molecular function (GO): signaling receptor activity
Source: RefSeq, a predicted model, not a curated record
UGUACAUUUUCUACGAUGGGUCUGACAUUUCUGCUGUUGUUCCUAGUGGUGAUUUUUGUUUAUGGCGGUGACAUUUCAAACUGCCCAGCAAAUCUCCACCAAGGCACCACUCUGAAGGCCUACCAAGGCCAUUGUUACGAAUUCAGGAUCCACCGGGCCGUCGACUUUCACCAAGCAGAGGGUGACUGCAAAUCAAGAGGGGGUCAUGUGGUUGCCGUUAACAAUAUGGACGAACAGAACUUCAUUUUGUCCACAUUAAAGUCCUUUUCUUUCCAUGGCCAUGGUGUGUGGAUAGGGCUUACUGAUGGUCAAGUAGAGGGAAAGUGGACGUGGACCUCAGGCUUCCUGUUGGACGCCGAGGAAGACUGCACCAUCAUACUGAACUCUGACGUCACGGGUCACUGGGACGAUAUACCCUGUGUAAAGCAGGACCCACUGGGACUGGUUCAUCAACAUUAUCCUUAUGUCUGCGAGUACUUGCAAGAAACAGCAACAGCCAGUACUGAUACCUCUCCAACUUCCCCUUCAGCAUAAAGUAUAAUUAUAAAUACCAUCGACUUCCAUUAAAUUAUUUUUCUGAAGGAAUUUUUACUAUUCGUGUGAAAUACAUCUAUCCUAAACUAAGUAUUCAAAAAUGAAUUUUAAUUGAGCUGCAAUCUAUGGUAUUUUGGGAUCUGUACAAAUAUUGAAUACAUUUCUAUACUAAGUUUAGUGUAAAACUUCUGGCCAAGAUUGUUUAAAGUUCAAUUAGAUUUCAGCACUAAAGUGUCUUUUCUGUGAAACAAUACGUGUAUUGCAAUACAUAUCGUGUGAAAAAGAGAUUAUUUUUAACGUCAAAGGAACUUUCCAUUCACGAAGAAUCACGAAAUCUUGAAAUCAAUGUCACGGGAAAUCGGGUGAUGCAUUUUACUUCAUAUGUUCAAAUAUUUACGUUAGGGUGUACUUCUUUUUUGUUUGCUUCCAGGGUAUUUAAAUGCAAAAUGAUAUCGUUUGGAAUUCUAAUGAAUAUUGCAUUACCUAA